This is a messenger RNA of Lasiosphaeria miniovina, 1263 nucleotides long. RefSeq lists its product as uncharacterized. The coding region runs from base 1 to 1263 and encodes 420 amino acids. Gene Ontology annotation, molecular function: translation elongation factor activity; RNA binding; ribosome binding. The transcript is spliced from 4 exons. The record is from RefSeq and is a predicted model, not a curated record. Gene Ontology annotation, biological process: positive regulation of translational elongation; translational elongation; positive regulation of translational termination. Lineage: Eukaryota; Fungi; Ascomycota; Sordariomycetes; Sordariales; Lasiosphaeriaceae.
AUGACACUGAGCAGUGUCGCCAACCUGGACUUUGAAGCCCGCGUCCCGGUUCCCUUCAGCAUCUUCCCGUCUUCGUAUCGGGAAACUGAGCCCGCUGCCACACAAACACAGACCCACGAAGAGCUAGAGAUCAAACUCCCCCACCACGCCGGACGGGAGGGUCAACACUCUUCUUUCCAAGCCCAAGUCGAUCUUCCUCCUCGUGGAGAGCGUCGCUUCAGUGAAGAAGAGGUCCGCAUUACUCGUGAAGAGGAGCGAUACCGCCGUCCCGGCAUCCGCGAAGAGCACCGCAGGCCCGAAUCCUCCUACGCAGAGUCGCGCAUCGAGUUCGACACCACUCAUCGCCCCCACAACACUGUCAUCGACGUUGCCGAACGUGAAUAUCGCUCUCGCUUCCAGCCCAAUUAUCGUGAAGAGGUUCGCGUGUCCGGUUCUACUGUCGACGGUUCCAUCCGCCGCCCCGCCUACAAAGAGACCAUCCACGUCGACGCCACCACCGUUGACGCCCCUAGCUACCGCCCCCAGUACCAGCAGUCAACCAGCGUAACCGGAAUCACCGUCGAUCCUCCCGCUCCUCGUCCCGUCUAUCACAAGGACAUUAAGAUCACCGAAGAGACCGUUGACGCUCCCCGUCACGCUUCUCACCGCCACCAAGUCAAGAUGGGUUACUACGACGAAGACGGUCACCACCACUCUUUCCGUCACGGACUUCACAAGUUGGCUGACCGAAUUGUUCACCCUGAAGGCCAUGACCGCGUUGAGGUUUCCGAGGUUCGCGAGUCUCGCGCUACCAGGCGCACUUCAGAGGACACUGCGGCGCCCAACACUGUGACCAUUCCGUCUCACCACAUCCGUCUCGGUGACAUCCUUAUCCUCCAGGGCCGCCCCUGCCAGGUGAUCCGGAUUUCGACCUCUUCUGCUACUGGCCAGCACCGUUAUCUUGGUGUGGAUCUCUUCACCAAGCAGUUGCACGAGGAGUCGUCGUUCGUGACCAACCCUGCCCCCAGCGUCGUCGUCCAGACCAUGCUUGGUCCUGUCUUCAAGCAGUACCGCGUUCUUGAUAUGCAAGAUGGUAGUAUCGUGGCCAUGACUGAGACUGGCGAUGUCAAGCAAAGCCUGCCCGUCAUUGACCAGAGCAGCCUGUGGACCCGUCUGCAGAAGGCAUUCGAGUCCGGCCGUGGAAGCGUUCGUGUUCUCGUCGUCAGCGACCAUGGCCGCGAGAUGGCCGUUGAUAUGAAGGUCGUGCACGGCUCGCGCCUUUAG